This is a messenger RNA of Hevea brasiliensis (rubber tree), 900 nucleotides long. RefSeq names its product abscisic acid receptor PYL11. Gene Ontology annotation, cellular component: nucleus; cytoplasm. Gene Ontology annotation, biological process: abscisic acid-activated signaling pathway. Gene Ontology annotation, molecular function: abscisic acid binding; signaling receptor activity; protein phosphatase inhibitor activity. NCBI's taxonomy places the organism in Eukaryota, Viridiplantae, Streptophyta, Magnoliopsida, Malpighiales, Euphorbiaceae. The record is from RefSeq and is a predicted model, not a curated record.
AAAUAUCUCCCUAUUAGAUCAGCAAAGUUAAGAAGUUGAAGGCAUAUUCUCGACUUUAAAAAGAAAAAAAAAAUUCAAAAAGAAUAGGGAUUCUUGCAUAGCCGAGAUGCUAUAUGACCCUGGCCUGCAAAGCCAACCUUAAAACGAGAACCUGAAAACACAAGAAAUGAUGAUCAAAUACUACGCUCCCAUCCUCUCACCAAACCAGUGUGGGUCAAGCUUGAUUCAAACCAUAGACACACCACUCCCUCUUGUUUGGUCCAUAAUUCGGCAAUUCGACAACCCACAAGCCUACAAGCAAUUCGUCAAGAGUUGCGAAAUUCUUUCUGGCAACGAGAGGGGAAGCGUACGUGAGUUGAAGAUUAUCUCCGGCUUACCGGCGAAAAGAAGCGCGGAGAGGCUGGACAAUCUGGACGAUGAAUCAUAUGUGAUGAUGGUUAGCAUAAUUGGAGGUGAUCACAAGCUUGAGAAUUACAAGUCUACCAUAAGUUUGCAUGAAAGAGCAGGAGAUGAGGAAAAGGGGAGGAAGACGGCUGUGAUAGAGUCGUAUGUUGUGGAUGUCUCCUCGGAUAGUUGUAAGGAUGAUACUUGUUUGUUUGCUGAUACUAUAAUUGGGUGCAACCUUAGGUCGUUGGCUACAGUCACAGAGAAGAUGGCUAGUGCCUGGUGACUGACAAGUUGUGUGGAUUUUUUUUUUUUAAUUUUCUUUUUUAUUUUUUUAUAAAUUGAGGUUUUUUUUUUUCCUUUGAUUGUAGGAUUUUUUUUCCCGAAUAAAUAACUACUAGAAUUAUAGUAAUUUUUAGGGCUGUGUACGGUUCUUAGGGAACCGGAUCGAAUCGAAAAACUGUACCGAAUCGAUGGAAACCAUACCGAACUAAAUUUAUUUUGAUAUUUUGAUUC